This is a messenger RNA of Morone saxatilis (striped sea-bass), 653 nucleotides long. Its product is annotated as solute carrier family 41 member 3-like. The transcript has 3 exons. Bases 255 to 653 code for a protein of 132 amino acids. Lineage: Eukaryota; Metazoa; Chordata; Actinopteri; Moronidae. The record is from RefSeq and is a predicted model, not a curated record.
CAUUGCACACACACACACACCAAGUGAUCUUAACGCACACAAACAUAUGCUCAAAAAUGCACCAGCAAAUGGAGAGCAGAACAUACACAGCCCUAAUAUAGACAGAAAUUUACACUCACACACUUACAGCAUAGCAAGCAUACACACAGUUAUUCUUGGGAGCUUGAGUUCACAUCAGCCGCGCACACACGCACAGCUCUGGAGACAAAGAUUAAGCCAACACCGCCCCGCUUGACACAGCCACCGUCGCCAUCAUGCCUGGUGAGGAUAAACCACCACAACAGACCCGCCAAAGGAAGAGGAACAAAAAGUCCCGUUCCAAGGGGAAGAGCCCGGGUGGGAGUCCCAGUGCCCACCUGGGAGGUACCAUAGACAGCCAGGAUGACCUCCUCUUACCGCCACUGCCCCGGCCUGUACCUAAAAAGCCAGUGGAGGAGAAGCCCAAAGUGGAGGAGGAGUCAUCCAUUGCUAUCUGUCUUCAGGUGCUUUUCCCCUACCUGCUGGCUGGGAUGGGCAUGGUGAUGGCCGGCAUGGUGCUGGACAAUGUACAGAUAGUGUGGACACCCAUUAGUGCCCUUCCUCCAUCGUGGAGGAUCUUGCAAUCCUUUGAAUGUACCCCGAGGAGACGAGGAGUGAGGAGGCCUCUGGAGUAG